AUGACGCAAGCUGAGGUUUCCUAUCUUCCAUUGACUCAAGACAAGACUGUACUAUCUGCUUUUGUUCCUCAACAUAUUCUUUCGCAAUGGUUUACUUCACGUCGAAUUUCCUUGUUUAUUGCACUUGAUAUAUCUGGCUCUAUGUCUGGGUCAGGCAUUACUCAAGCGAAAGCUGCCAUAUUAACACUGCUCGAGAAACUUCUGUCCACCGGAGCUGUCUUGGAGACAGAUAUAACAUGUUUCUUUUUCCAUCAUUCUUGUCAAGUUGUUCCAUUUGAAGAGCAUCCCGAAUUAAGAUGGGCUAAUGAUGGCAUUAGAAGAUAUUUUGACAACGUGAAUGCAGGAGGAGGUACUAGCUUCGGAAGUGUCUUCACCUCGAUUCGUGAUAACAUUUACAGAGCAAAACACGAUUUGGUGAUAAUCUUCUUCACUGAUGGACAAGAUGGCUGCGGUCUCAAUGCAGAAGACAAAUUGCGGCUGGCAAAAACAUUUGCUGACUCAAAUGUCGCUGUCGAGGUUCAUACUAUUGGAUUCACUUCUGGUCAUGAUGCUGCAUUGUUGUCGUGGCUUACGACUGCUGGUACGAACCAGGGAAAUUUCCAAUAUGUGAAAAGCUCAAGUGAUAUUCCAGAGACAAUGAGCGUUACACUGGAUUUACUCAGUCUGGAAGAUCGCACUUUGCAUCUUAAAGUCGAUGAAUUCGAGUCAGCGCGUAUUUCUAUUAACGACGAAGGCAAGGGUACUGUCAUCCUACCCAAUGAACAAGUGACUAAUCUUGAAAAAAGGCAGAUACUUCUUAUAAAGGAUAAAGAUGGAAUAGAGAACGAAAGAAUUAAUUUGAUACGUCGCGUUGAAGAAAAUUCGCCGGAAGCAAAUCUAUUAUAUAUCUAUUUUAUUCAGCGAGAGAUCACUCGACUAAGCAAUGAAGUCAUUAAUCUCACUCACAACAAUCGUAAAGUCCUCAAUAACAUUUCUGACGAAACUAGUAAAUAUGAUGAAAAGCUAAAUCUUACACUCGAACGUGCUUUCAAAACCAAAUCAGCACAUCGUAAUGUAACAAUACAACUGUGUAUGGAAACUAAAGCUAUUCUAAAUCGUUUCAAUGGGCUAUUGUCAGAAGCCUUAAAGGGUACUUUAACGAAUGAAAAGAUUGCCAGUUUCAAUGAUCUUGCGUACAAGAACGUUACAAAGCAACGGUUGAAAAAGAAAUUGGACAGUCGUAUCAUGAAAAAUGUGGAACAGAUGGAGGCCGUGGAAGAGAGAAUAAAGAAUGUUGUUAAUACUCUAGAUUUCGACAAAUUAGAAGAGGAGGAGACAUCGGAAAACUUGCGCACCUUUACUUGCGCUCUUACAACCGAUAACUACGUCGAAGCAAUGAGGGAAGGAGAAUGUCUCUGUCUUACUCUUGAUUUGGGACGCUCUCAGGCUGCAAUAGCCGAUCCAACCCAGAUGAGAAUCAAGAAGAUAAAUCAAUCAUUUUUGACGUCUGAUGCUUUCAUGAAUGCGGUCAAAUAUGCUCUUGACGAAGCACAAAGUGCAGAAGACGUUCAUGGUGGAUUUAGUGGCAGUUCAUUCAGUGCGAGCAUUUUGAAAGGAUUGGCUAGGGAAGAUAUUACAGGUGUACUUCCUCUCUAUAUUAAUGAUAAGCACUGGUUAAUUGCUAAAGAGAAGAUGAAACCAAUAAUGGGAUACAUCACGACUCUUGAUGUAUUAGGCUAUACAUAUAGUCAGAUGACGACAAUUCCAUUUUUGGUAUUAGCAGCGGCACUCUCAGACACUUCUACUCAAUUCAGACAAUGGCAAUUGAAAUUGAUAUUAGAGACUUGUGAUGCUAUCUAUAAACAGUCUACCAACCUGCGAGAAGAGAACAAACAGCUCUUUGCAAAAUAUCUAGCUUCACCACUUAACCGGACCAUUGAUGUUGUUGCAAACAAUGAUGUAUUCCUUGGUCAUUUGCUUUGCGCUUUCAGAUGUGGUGAUGUAUCCGCACAGAGUUUACAGACAUGGCUCGAUGGAGGAAUGGUUAAGUACCUGAUUGAGGAGAAUAUACGACGAAGACUUAAUAUAUCAAUCAGUGUAAUAGACAAUCACUUUGAAAAUAUUCAGACAGCUCUUGGUAUUGAUCAAACGAAAUACUUUGAUGUCCCAAGAGACGAAUUCGAACAAGCAUACACCACCUACCUUAAGCAGAUUAAGGAGGCAUCCAAGACUACUUACAAUAGAUAUGUGUCAGCAUUCCACGCAGCAACUGAAUCAUCUAUUGUAGGCAAUGAAAAGAUAGAAGACCAAAUGGAAGUAGCCAUAAAACCCAAAUUCAAACAGCCUAUUAUUAGAACUAUCUAUUAUGAUGCGAAUACAUAUGGAAUGCCCGAAACAACCAAGACAGCUAUUGUGACAAUUAAGAGGGAGACAAUGCAUCGAGUUGAAAUUGUUCUGCGCUUCAAUAAAUUAUUUGAAUACGCUAUUACUAAUGCAACGCCUGUUGUAACCGAGGCACCCGAUCUUCGUAACUUCACUGAGGAUGAUACCAAACUAGCACAUAAGUUUUAUGCAUCAUUUAGUCCUAAGGUUUUCUUGGCUACUUUCUUGCAGGCAUUCAAUCAUCGACAGAAUUCAACAAGACGUGAGGCAGCGGCGGCGGAUCCACCGUCAUUUUACGAACCAUUUUCGGAAGUUACUGCAGAUAUUAUUAUAUCGGAGAAUUUCAACGAUUACGUUAAUAGAACCACCAAACGAAUAAUGAAUGAUAUAAUUGAGUCGUAUACGCGUCAAGAGGAUAAUGCUAUAGGAUUAAGCUUUUGGGAAGCUGAUUCUAUGGAGGAAGCAGCUGGUAUGCUGAUGUUAAACGUCAGAUUCAGAGGGCGCAAAGUAUAUGCUCAGAUCGUGAAAGCAAUCCAGAAACCCAAUAUGCCGUGUUCGCGCGAGAAGAUAGAAAUGUUAACAUCUGGCGUAUGCAGAGGUGUGAAACUAUUUGAAGAUCGUUCAGGAACUGCUUGGCUUCCAUCUCGCCAAAACCUUUAUCGUACUCUUCGUGCACAGAAACCAAACAUUCCUGAUAUCGAUUUCUGGAUUGGUUUGUUUCCAUCGUUCAAAGAAUAUCUGGAACAUCAAUUCGAUGAUACAUAUAUUGAAAAUAAGAAGCAUGAGAGAUAUUUGGAAAGAAUUGCGAGAAAGAAAGUCUAA
Paraglomus brasilianum is the source of this 3183-nucleotide messenger RNA. The record is from the annotation of a GenBank genome assembly. Lineage: Eukaryota; Fungi; Glomeromycota; Glomeromycetes; Paraglomerales; Paraglomeraceae.